Molecule: messenger RNA, 1415 nt
Organism: Microplitis demolitor
Lineage: Eukaryota; Metazoa; Arthropoda; Insecta; Hymenoptera; Braconidae
Product: histone H4
Exons: 1
Coding region: 42-353 (103 amino acids)
Biological process (GO): nucleosome assembly
Cellular component (GO): nucleosome
Molecular function (GO): structural constituent of chromatin; DNA binding; protein heterodimerization activity
Source: RefSeq, a predicted model, not a curated record
GUGUCAGUGUUUAUUUUAUUAAAAGUUUUUAACUUGCAAUCAUGACUGGUCGUGGUAAGGGAGGAAAAGGAUUGGGAAAAGGAGGAGCCAAGCGGCAUCGUAAGGUUCUUCGUGAUAACAUCCAAGGUAUCACUAAACCAGCUAUCCGUCGUCUGGCUCGUCGUGGUGGAGUCAAACGUAUAUCCGGUCUGAUCUAUGAAGAGACCCGUGGUGUUCUCAAGGUCUUCCUUGAAAACGUCAUCCGUGACGCCGUCACCUACACUGAACACGCCAAACGUAAGACAGUCACCGCCAUGGAUGUUGUCUACGCUCUGAAACGUCAAGGCCGUACUCUUUACGGUUUUGGAGGUUAAUUUUAUUACUCGACCCAGCAAUUCAUUAAACAAAACGGCCCUUUUCAGGGCCACCAAAUUUUUCAUACGUUGGAAAUUAUUCAAGUUUUGCUUUACAUACUAAAUUUCAGUAAAACCACCUAUCCUCAAUUAAGAAACAACUACGUCAUAAAAUUAAGGUUCAAUUAUAUUUCUUAAUCCAUAAGUCUAGUAAGGUAUCACCUUAUUUGUUGAAAAACCCAUAAUAUAGAAGUAAUAUAGUGAUACUAUAUUACUUCUAUAAAUCAUAUUUUAAAACACUUGUUCUCUUACGAGAAUGCUCUUAGAAACAUUUGCGUAUUUCGUUAAAUUCAUUAUUAUACUAUCAAUUAUAUUUUAUUUGUUAUUAUUGUAAAUCCCAUUGUAUACGAAAUUCAACGAAAUACAAAUUUAUACAAGGCUUUAUAAACAUAUAAAAUGGAAUUCUUCUCAUACGCGAUACCAAACUUGCAAAAUUUGCUAUAACAUCAUGAAGAAUUCACGACAAAAUAAAUGUUCAAAAUCAUGUUAAACAAUGCAUACAAACUUUAAAAACAAUACGUUUAUAUUUUCGAAUUACAUUAUUUGGAGUUUAGAUUCUUCACAAGUUAGUUUAAUUAUGCUGCUGUUUCGAUCAAUACCUUAGUCAACCUUUUCAGUGCUGCCAAAUUAUUGGCACUAAAUUUCAUUCUAUUUAUGUACCAACGAAUACAUAUCAGCUGUUUUUGGCCGGACUGAAUUCGUCGUAAACGUGAUAAUUUGGAGUAUCUAUAAAUUAUGUUUAUCGGCUUAAGCUUUCACAGUUAAAUAUAAGCUUAGUUCAGUCAAACAUACUUACAUUGUCUAAUCUCAUAUUAGUCGUUUUAUAAGAUAAUCAGGAUAAAGGCACAAUUGGAAGUAUUGCUCAGUCUUGUAGAACUGGAUAUUAAUUUAAGUAAAUUAGGGUCGUUGUGAGUUAUUUGUAAGAGUAAAGCAGGAAAAUUUAGGUUAUAAUUAAGUUAAAUGAUAAUCUCAAAGUUUGAUACGUUUUAAAAAAUUUGGUUGGUCCUGAAAAGGACCGUUUUG